GAAUCUAUGCGCACGCUGUACAUUGGAAAUCUUCCUUCUGAAACCACCUUGGAUAUGCUUCUUAACCAUAUCUUGGCUGGUGCCUUGGAACACGCCCGAAUACUACCAGAUAAAAAUUGUGCAUUCAUCACAUUCCUUGAUGCUUCUGCUGCCAGUGCCCUGCUUUUUGCAAUCCAGUCACGUCGUCUGAUGAUUCUCUCUCCGGAUGUAAAGGUGGGCUGGGGUAAACCUUCCUUGCUAUCUCCUCUGAUUGCCGAUGCUGUGGCUCGUCAUGGUGCUUCUCGUAACGUGUAUAUCGGCAACCUCGACUCUCGAUAUAUGUCAGAAUCUGCUCUGUCUGUUGUAUUCUCCCACUUUGGCUUGAUUGACUCCAUCAAAAUCUUUGCUGAUCGACGAAUUGCUUUUGUGCACAUGGCAAGUAUACAAUCUGCAAUGAAGGCCAUCAUGUUUCUGUCGUGUGAUGCCGAAUGGUCCUCUCGUAGAAUUCACUAUGGACGUGAUCGCUGCUUACAUCCAUCUUACUUUGCAAUAUCCUCAUUUCCCCAAUCCAUGCCUCAGCAUUCAUUUCAAACUUCAUCGUCACAGUCUUACCAAGAACCUGCUAAUCGCACAGUGUAUCUUGGAGGAAUUCGUCCAGAAGUCACUACAAAGGAGCUUUGUGAUAUCAUUCGGGGUGGUGUCUUGCAAAACAUCAAGUACAUGUCUGAAAAAAACAUUGCCUUUGCAACAUUUGUGAAUGCAGAGGAUGCUGCUGCUUUUUACCGACGCAGUGUGCAGGAAGGUCUUUCUCUCAAAAGCAAGCGAUUGAAGCUUGGAUGGGGAAAAGCGACCCGAUUGCCUUCUACCAUAUCUUAUGCUGUUCAACACUCAUGCGCAUCUCGCAAUGUUUAUAUUGGUGUAGCAGAUGAUACAAUUACUGAAGCUAGACUGCGUCGUGAUUUUUCUCCAUUUGGUGAUAUCGAACUCAUCAAUUUGGUGCCCGAAAAACUGAUUGCCUUUGUCAGCUUUACAGAUAUCCUGUUUGCUAUAAAGGCUGUUCAGGUCAUGCGUAUGCACCCCGACUACAUCAAACACAAGAUCAAUUUUGGUAAAGAUCGCUGCGGCAAUCCGCCAAGAGAACGCAGC
Messenger RNA from Batrachochytrium dendrobatidis JAM81, 1125 nucleotides. RefSeq lists its product as uncharacterized. NCBI's taxonomy places the organism in Eukaryota, Fungi, Chytridiomycota, Chytridiomycetes, Rhizophydiales. The annotation marks the transcript as partial. The record is from RefSeq and is a predicted model, not a curated record. Gene Ontology annotation, biological process: mRNA splicing, via spliceosome. Gene Ontology annotation, molecular function: mRNA binding. The transcript has 2 exons. Gene Ontology annotation, cellular component: cytoplasmic stress granule.